AUGGCCGACGAAAUGGAGACAUUCGCUGCCCGCCUUGCCAGCUUCGAUCUGGUAUUGCACCCAGAGAAACGGAGAACAUCGAGCGCAAAGGCCGUUAAAUCUAUUGCGUGGCCGCACCGCAGGCCAUCGCCCGCUGAGUUGGCGCACGCGGGCUUCUACUACAAUCCCUACGAAACAAAUCCAGAUAACACAACAUGCUUUCUGUGUCAUAGAGCGCUUGACGGAUGGGAGGAAGAAGACAACCCAAUAACCGAGCAUCUGAAGCAUGCGAAUGAUUGCGGCUGGGCUGUUAUGAUGGAUAUUCAGCAGCACAGCUCAAACCCCGCUGAGAUAGAGGAUCCCACAUGUGACAAGAUAAGAGAGGCGAGACUAGCCACCUUUGGCACUUCAUGGCCGCAUGAUGGGAAACGAGGGUGGGUGUGUCAGUCAGAAAAGAUGGUCGACGGAGGGUGGUAUUUUUGCCCUACUGAAGAGAGCAAUGACCUAGCAAGCUGUGCAUAUUGCAAGUUGUCCCUCGAUGGGUGGGAACCCAAGGACGAUCCCUUUGAUGAACAUUACCGUCGUUCCGCGGACUGUUCGUUUUUCGUCUUUGCUCAGCCUCCUGGCGUCUCGUCUUUCAACCCAAUCAACUGCGUCGGAAGUUAUCUCGGAAAUCGAAGACCCAUGGACCAGAGCACUAUCUCGCAGCCAGCUACCAAGACGAAAGCAACCAAAAAGUCAUCUAAGUCGAAAUCAAAGAAUGUGAAGUCUAAAAAGGAAGAGGCGGCGGAGACCGACAGCCAGAUGGAUAUUGAUACAGCCGACUAUAGCCAACCCGAGCCCCCCAAAACAAAACGAACCACGCGUGGAAAGAAGAGGACAAGCGACCAAGUAGAAAGGGAACAAGUGAAUGUGGCUGACUCGGAAAACUUUGAGGACGCCGAACCACCCACUAAAAAGCGAGCCACAAAGUCGCGAAACAGCAUUCAACACGACGCCAAUCAGAACGAUGAAGUCACCGUGGACAUACAGCCGGAAGAGAGUAUCCCAGAAGACGAGCCCAAAAAUGGUCGCGGAACCACGAAGAAAAAAGCUCCUUCAAAGAGCCGUAAAGCCUCUAGCGGCUCAUCUACGUCUAAAACCGCUUCAAAAUCUCGCGUGCCUAAUGACGACGAGCUUGACGCAGCACUUGUGGCCGAUUUAGAACAACCGGAAACCGAAGAGCAAAGUCUGCAGGUUGUGCAGAAGCCAUCGAAAAAGUCCAAGUCCAAGAAGAAGCAGAAGACAACACCAGAGCCGCAGGAUGUGGUCGACCAUGUCGAUGAGGAAGAGACCCGGCCAGGCAAAGAAUUGCCUGAAGAGCCUGAAGAGCCUGAAGAGUCUGGCUCUAGGCCAGCAGCCCAAGAGGAUAAGCCGGGCCAUGUCAAAUCCACGCGCAACUCAAGGGGCUCUAACAUCCCCGAGCCACAGCCGGACCUUGACACAGAGAAAGCACCGAAGACACGGAAGCGGUCGGGAGCAGCCGAGACAUCAAAGGAUGACAUGAAUCCUAGGGUCCACGAGUCAUUCGUUUCAGUGGAGAUCCCAGCUAGAGUUCCUACUCCCGUAAAGCAGCCCAAAGAUGAACCUAACGACAAGGAUCUCAAGAAGAAGACCAAGCAAAUAUCUUCCACAGAGAAGGCCAAGAAAUCAAAGAAAACAAGCAAAGCAGAGGCUCCUGAGCGCGAGGAAACUCCUGCUCAGCAAGAGAUGGAUCCUAAACACAGCCCCGGGGUUUCUUCAGCCGGUCAUGACCUUCCUGAGCAACAGAAACCACACGAGCCGCAAGCACAAGAGGUUGAGCAACCUUCCACACGGCGCAGAUCAUCCAGAGUGCCUCCAAAGACGGCAGAGAGAUAUAGCGAUAUCCCCGAGGAAAAGCAGUUUGCCAGGACACUUGCAGGAUCGCGGGGCUCGGAUAGCCAUAGAAUGUCAGGCUCGGCUGACCAAGGCAAUAUGUCGCCUAUUCCUACCUCGAAGAGCACGCCGUCCCUCUCGCCGCAGUCUUCCGAUGCUGAGAACCAGCCACCAUCUCUGAAGCCGUCUGCAACGCGGACCCUGGUAGUAUCACCAUCUAAACAACAGGCAGUACGAAUUCCACUAGCGCCCAACACCCCUUCGCCGUCGAAGCGUAAUGCCAAUGCCGGGGGCCUGCGCACGACCCACCCGUGGAACCCUAUCGAUAUAGAUGAGAUUCUCCUCGCUGGAUCCAGUGACAAAGAGAACGUUGAUUUAAGUUCGGCACUAAAUGACGUGAAGGGCGAUCUGACAAGCCCGGAGAAAAAGAUGUCUGUUGAAGAAUGGAUAAAAUGGCAGGCCAAGAAUGGCGAGGAGAAAUUGAGGCAAGAAUGCGAGAGGCUAGUCGGGCAAUUCGAGAGGGAGGGCGCCCGUGCAAUGCGAGUACUGGAGGGAAUUGAAUGCAUUGAUUGA
Aspergillus bombycis is the source of this 2448-nucleotide messenger RNA. RefSeq names its product putative chromosome segregation protein BIR1. The transcript has 5 exons. The coding region runs from base 1 to 2448 and encodes 815 amino acids. The record is from RefSeq and is a predicted model, not a curated record. NCBI's taxonomy places the organism in Eukaryota, Fungi, Ascomycota, Eurotiomycetes, Eurotiales, Aspergillaceae.